CUCCCGCCAGCUGCGGGCAGCGGCCCCGAGCGCGGCCGGAGCAGCGGCAGCCCCGGCGGAGCAGCGGAGCGGGCCGGGCCGGGCCCGCAGCCCCCGCGCAGCAUGGCCGAGCCGCCCGCGGCAGCGCCGGCCCCCGAGGGCGAGGAGGGCCCGGUGCGCUUCGCCCGCAAGGGCGCCCUGCGGCAGAAGAACGUGCACGAGGUGAAGAACCACAAGUUCACGGCGCGGUUCUUCAAGCAGCCCACCUUCUGCAGCCACUGCACCGACUUCAUCUGGGGCUUCGGCAAGCAGGGCUUCCAGUGUCAAGUUUGCUGCUUUGUGGUGCACAAGCGGUGCCAUGAGUUCGUCACCUUCUCGUGCCCCGGUGCUGACAAGGGCCCUGCCUCGGAUGAUCCCCGGAGCAAACACAAAUUUAAAAUCCACACGUACUCCAGCCCCACCUUCUGUGACCACUGCGGGUCGUUGCUGUACGGGCUCAUUCACCAGGGGAUGAAAUGUGACACCUGCAUGAUGAACGUGCACAAGCGCUGCGUGAUGAACGUGCCCAGCCUGUGCGGGACGGACCACACGGAGCGCCGGGGCCGCAUCUACAUCCGCGCCGACAUCGACAAGGACGUGCUCACUGUUGUAGUAAGAGAUGCUAAAAACCUAGUUCCUAUGGACCCUAAUGGCUUGUCAGAUCCCUACGUGAAGCUUAAACUAAUCCCUGACCCCAAAAACGAAAGCAAACAGAAGACCAAAACUAUCAAGUGCUCCCUGAAUCCUGAGUGGAAUGAGACAUUUAAAUUCCAGCUGAAGGAGGCGGACAAGGACAGGAGGUUGUCUGUGGAGAUCUGGGACUGGGAUCUGACCAGCAGGAAUGAUUUCAUGGGCUCCUUGUCCUUCGGGAUCUCUGAGCUGCAGAAGUCGGGAGUGGAUGGAUGGUUCAAGCUGCUCAGCCAGGAGGAGGGCGAGUAUUUCAAUGUCCCGGUGCCUCCUGAGGGAGAAGAAGGAAACGAGGAACUGAGGCAGAAAUUUGAGAGAGCCAAGAUUGGAACGGGCUCCAAGGCUGCGGAUGAGAAGACAAGAAAUGCCAUUUCCAAAUUAGACAACAACGGCAGCCGGGACCGGAUGAAGCUUUCGGAUUUCAACUUCCUGAUGGUGCUGGGAAAAGGAAGCUUUGGGAAGGUGAUGCUGGCCGAGAGGAAGGGCACGGACGAGCUCUACGCCGUGAAGAUCCUGAAGAAGGAUGUGGUGAUCCAGGACGAUGACGUGGAGUGCACGAUGGUGGAAAAGCGCGUCCUGGCUCUCUCGGGGAAGCCUCCGUUCCUGACCCAGCUCCACUCCUGCUUCCAGACCAUGGAUCGCUUGUAUUUUGUGAUGGAGUACGUGAACGGUGGGGACUUGAUGUACCAGAUCCAGCAGGUUGGGAGGUUCAAGGAGCCCCACGCUGUAUUCUACGCAGCAGAAAUAGCCAUCGGGCUCUUCUUCCUGCAGAGCAAAGGCAUCAUUUAUCGGGACCUGAAGCUGGACAAUGUGAUGCUGGACAGCGAGGGGCACAUAAAGAUCGCCGACUUUGGCAUGUGCAAGGAGAACAUCUGGGACGGGGUGACCACCAAGACCUUCUGUGGCACUCCGGACUACAUCGCGCCCGAGAUCAUCGCUUACCAGCCCUACGGGAAGUCUGUGGACUGGUGGGCGUUUGGAGUCCUGCUCUACGAGAUGCUGGCUGGCCAGGCCCCCUUUGAGGGAGAAGAUGAGGAUGAGCUCUUCCAGUCCAUCAUGGAGCACAACGUCGCCUACCCCAAGUCCAUGUCCAAGGAGGCAGUGGCGAUCUGCAAAGGGCUGAUGACCAAGCACCCCGCCAAGCGCCUGGGCUGCGGCCCCGAGGGGGAGCGGGACAUCAAGGAGCACGCGUUCUUCCGCUACAUCGACUGGGACAAGCUGGAGCGCAAGGAGAUCCAGCCCCCGUUCAAGCCAAAGGCUUGCGGACGCAAUGCUGAAAACUUCGACCGGUUUUUCACUCGCCAUCCACCCGUGCUCACUCCUCCCGACCAGGAAGUCGUCGGGAACAUUGACCAGUCAGAAUUCGAAGGAUUUUCCUUUGUUAACUCUGAGUUUUUUAAGCCUCAAGCCAAGAGCUAAGUUGCUGUGCAGAUCUCAUCCCUGCAUCUGUCAUCCGGCUCCAGCUGCUGUUGUGGUGACACAUUCCAUUGCAAAACUUCAUCCGUGGGUCUUCUUUAGUUCCCUGCUAGAGUGACCGUGUUCCAAGUGUCUUCCUGUUAUUUGGGGCAUCACUGGAGGGGAGUGAUGUGCAAGAACUGCUGCAAAUGGGUGUUUGUAACAUUCUGUUUGUAGAAAAUGGGAACAGCUCAGUGGGUGACAGAAUGAAAACAGAGACACGGUGACAACCGGGAGAAAUCCCUUCAUCAUGUGCUUUAAUUCCUGCUCUCUCAUUUUCCUAGUGUUGUAAUAUAAUCAGGAAAUUUUAAUAUUUAGCCUUAGUGGCAAGUCAGUGUUUUUAAUGAAACCAUUGGGAGUUUCUGUCCUCCCUAAAGCUCUGCAGAGCCAAGAUGCUGGUUCUGGCUCUUUUCUGGCUGUGUCCAGCCCCACCAGAGCUCCCCUUCCCUGCACAGAUCCUUUGGGCCGGGUCCCCAGCAGUGGGAUAAGUUAUUCAGGAAGGCAGAGCUGCCAUUGGCAAAGACUUCUCCUGAUUGUGCAGUUUCUAAGUAGCAUUUUUUUAAAAUCAAAGCAAACAUCCAGUGGUAAAUGGGAAAUCUGGAGGAGCUGCUUUUGAAUCCGUGGUCACCCUAGUGAACACCACCAACAUCCGUUCCCUAGCGAAGCUUUUUCUUCUUUUCAAAUGCCAAAGUCAUUGAUGGAGUUUGUUACCUGUGCUUUAAAUGUGUCAAAAAUGGUAUUGACCCGAACGGGAGAUACUUAACUCUGACCAGUAUUGUGAAUUCUGAUAGGAAGCGUGUAGAGAAACUUUCAACCCAUAUUUCUAUCCAUAACAAUUGCAGCUAGGUGUUUAAAUGGCCCGAGUUUUGUUUCUGGCAUCAAAGGAAACAUUUCAGGAACGGUGAAUUCCUCUUGAAAGGACAACAAUCACGCUGCUUCCUUUUAUACCCUUGCAGAUGUUCGUGGGCUGUCACUGUAUCAAUCUGCUUGAUUUGUAAUGUGCCAAUUUAUUUUUUUCUGAUACCGAUGAUAAAAUAAAAAGUGAGAAAACACGCCCCAGAAAGCUGCAUGUGAUUGGCAAUGCUGAGUUUCUGCAGCGCAGCGAGGCCGCUCCUUCCGGCCGCCGGGGCUGGGAGCUGCCCCGGCUGCUGGGGGAUGCUGGAGCCGCGGAUCGUUCUUCCUCUGCCUUCAUCCCCAAACUCCGAGGUGGGAAUCCAGGAGGGAGUGAUUUCCCACAGCCUCCCGCGGCAGCCACGGCUGGGAAGGAGUUUGUGUGGCCGCUCAGGGAUCGAGGGGAGCUCCUUGAGCAGAGCCCACUGCGGCAUCGCCUCGUGCUCCCCGAGACUGCAGCGAGCGCCGGUGACUCAUCCAUCCAUCCAUGCAUCCAUCUGUCCGUCUGUCUGUCCCUGCCCGCUCUCCCAGGAGUGUCUGUGGGCAGCUAAAGAAGGAUUACAGGUUCCUGUCAGCCUCCCUCCUGCUUUGGGACUCCACUUCUGCCAGCCUCUGUGCUCUGGAUGCUGCAAGGUUCUUCCCAGACGUCCCGAACAUCGGU
Poecile atricapillus (Black-capped chickadee) is the source of this 3712-nucleotide messenger RNA. RefSeq names its product protein kinase C beta (gene PRKCB). Gene Ontology annotation, molecular function: diacylglycerol-dependent serine/threonine kinase activity; zinc ion binding; ATP binding. The record is from RefSeq and is a predicted model, not a curated record. Lineage: Eukaryota; Metazoa; Chordata; Aves; Passeriformes; Paridae. Bases 103 to 2124 code for a protein of 673 amino acids. Gene Ontology annotation, biological process: protein phosphorylation. The transcript is spliced from 17 exons.